AUGGAGUGUGGAAAUGUAACAUCAGUGUUUGAACAUUUUGAACUUGUGGGAUUCAUAUAUCCCAAAGAGCUAAAGUUCCCGUUGCUCACCUUCUUUUCCCUCAUGUAUAUAUUAUCUCUUUCUGGAAAUGGCUUGAUCCUUCUAGUGGUAGCCCUGGAACCUCAUUUGCACAAGCCUAUGUACUGGUUCCUCUGCCAUCUGUCUGUGUUGGAUAUGAUGAUCUGCUCAGUGGUGGUGCCCAAGAUGAUUUUUUGGCUGAUAGAGGGCAAUGGGGUCAUCUCCGUCACAGGUUGUGUGUCCCAGCUCUUCCUCUUUCACUUCCUGGGCUGCACAGAAUGCUUCUUGUACACCGUGAUGGCCUUUGAUCGCUUCCUGGCCAUCUGCAAACCACUCCACUACGGCACCAUCAUGAACCAUCAGAUUUGCUUCAACUUCUCUAUUGGCAUCUGGUUUGGAGGCUGCCUGCACUCUAUGGUACAUACCUACCUCACCUUCCAUUUGCCAUAUGGACGGGGGAACCAGGUGAACUACAUCUUCUGUGACAUCCCAGCUGUGCUGAAGCUGGCCUGUGGAGACACAUCCUUCCAUGAGCUGGUGACUUUUGUUGACAUUGGGAUUGUGUCUUUGGUUUCCUUCCUCCUGAUCCUCACAUCCUACAUGUAUAUCAUUUGUGCCAUCCUGAGGAUUCCCACUGCUACAGGGAGACACCGUGCCUUCUCCACCUGCACAGCCCAUAUCACUUUGGUGGUGAUAUUCUAUGUCCCUGUGGUUUACAACUACCUGCGUCCACCAUCUCAGGACUCCCUUGAUGGGACCAUUGCUGUGUUCUACACAGCGGUGACACCAUUCUUAAACCCUCUCAUAUACACUCUGAGGAACAAUGAGAUGAAAGUUGGUGUGAAGAAAUUGUGCAGUAGGAAACCACAGCACUCCCUUAACCAUGUGAGAUCAUCUUCUUGA
Molecule: messenger RNA, 960 nt
Organism: Podarcis raffonei (Aeolian wall lizard)
Lineage: Eukaryota; Metazoa; Chordata; Lepidosauria; Squamata; Lacertidae
Product: olfactory receptor 10G6-like
Exons: 1
Coding region: 1-960 (319 amino acids)
Biological process (GO): G protein-coupled receptor signaling pathway
Cellular component (GO): membrane
Molecular function (GO): G protein-coupled receptor activity; olfactory receptor activity
Source: RefSeq, a predicted model, not a curated record